Molecule: messenger RNA, 4210 nt
Organism: Ictalurus punctatus (channel catfish)
Lineage: Eukaryota; Metazoa; Chordata; Actinopteri; Siluriformes; Ictaluridae
Product: kelch-like protein 10
Exons: 1
Coding region: 959-2806 (615 amino acids)
Molecular function (GO): protein binding
Source: RefSeq, a predicted model, not a curated record
CAAAAAUAAUAGUCAUGAAUCAAAGUGUAGCCAGUUAAACAGAUUAAACUAUUGAACUGGAAAAGAAGAACCUAAAUUUCUAAUAAACACUGGUUUAACCUCCUGGGAAACUGCUCUACCCUGGAAAUAAUCUAAAUUUAAUCCAUAGCAAUAAAUAAUUUCAAGACAUGUGGUCAUGAUUCUUAGAGAACAGUGAGAAAUAGUUCCUUUCUACACCUCUCUUUGGAUCAAAUAUUUAUUCAUCUAACUUGUUAGAAAUCUUCAUCCUUAAUUCUCUCUGUAGCAGGAAGAAAAGUGUUAUUUAGAGUGUGUAGUGUAAUGAGGUACAAUAUCCUGUGACACUUUUUGUAAUAAAAUGAUAUCUGUAAUAAAACAUAUGUAGGCCACACUAAGUAAAGAACAUUUAUUAGCAUUUCAUUUAAAAUGUCAUGGCAUCAAAAUUUAUAGCAGUGUUCAUCAGUGCAGAAUUUAUUUCUGGUGUAAAACAGCUAAAUGUUUUAAAAGGUUACUUAAAGUGGACAAGUAAUACUUUUAUUACUUUCCUCAACAAAACGCUGGAAAUGUAAUGUUUCAGUAUAAACAUACAUCUCUCUCCAUCUAUAAAGCUAUUAAACAAACAAACAAAUAAAUAAAUAUACAGCCAUUAUUAACUAUUUCAUCAUCAUCAAUAUUUAAUCAUUUUAAUGUAGAAUUAAUUCCAUUUGGGAAAUUCACCCUGGGAGGUGGGUUUUUUCCAGGAAAAUAAACGGUUCUUUAUGCUGGACGUGUGCAUUUUGGACAUGCGCAGGAUUUAUAGCUGUUUUUAAAGCAUUUCACAGAGACUGAUCCUGAACUGCAGGUUUCUGUCAGGUUCACUGCAUCCUGUAUAUAUCAGUGGUUACAGAAUUAGAAUUGGAACCUUGGAAUCAGAACAUUGCGAGAUGAAAAGCUGAUCUGCAUCAGCACAAUCCACAUUCAGAUGAAAGUUGUACAUUCAGUAGCUCUGACUUGCAUAAAAACUGGACAGAAAAUAAGUAAACAGGAAGAAGAGAAGGGAAUGCAGAGGAAGGUGGACGGGAUGUCUUGCAACAUCAUCAAUGAGCUGCGGUUAGAGAAGAAGCUCUGUGAUGUAGUCAUCAUGGUGGAUGGCGCCGAGUUCCACGUGCACAAGAACAUCCUGUGCAGCUGCAGCCCAUACUUCAUGGUUCUCUUUACCAAAGGCUGGUACCCUCCUGAUAAGCUCAGGUACAGCAUCCCUAACGUUUCCACCGAGAUAAUGGAGCUGGUCGUGGAGUACGCGUAUAUAAGACGUGUUAACAUCACAGAGAAAAACGUGUGUAAGCUGCUGAUCGCUGCUGAUUAUCUGUUGGUGAGCAGCCUGGUGAACGAGUGCUGCGCGUUCCUGAAGGCUCAGCUGUGUCCUGAGAACUGCAUUAACCUCUGGCGUUUUGCUCACUCCUACUUCUGCGAGAAGUUGAAGCAGCAGGCCUUCCGGUUUAUCUUGCACAACUUUGAGGAGAUGGUGCGCCUCUCUGUGGACUUCCUGGACCUGACGGUCGUGCAGUUGAGCGAGAUCAUCGAGAAGGAUGAACUGAACGUGAAACAGGAGAGCGUGGUGUUUGAAGCCGUCUUACAGUGGAUCAAACAUGCGCCAUGGAAACGGAAAGCACACAUAGGAGUGUUACUGCCCAAGGUGCGUCUGGGGCUACUGACGCACUAUUACCUAAUGAACAAUGUGAGCAACAACGUUUUAGUGAUGGACGACAUGACAUGUAAGCCGAUCGUCACCAGCAUUCUGAUGGGCAUUGAUGACCUCAACCCAAGCCUUUCUCUCAGCUCUGAUCUCACGAGACUCCGCCUGCCCAGCGCUGUUCUGCUGGCCAUCGGUGGCUGGUACCAAAGGAAUCGCACCAAUGCCAUAAAAGCGUAUGAUACGCGAGCGGCACGCUGGGUAUGCGUCACGUACUCCGAUGAGAGUCCACCGUCUGCCCAUCACGGGACGGUGUAUCUAAACGGCUUCGUGUACUGCAUCGGAGGAAUCGACAGUGAGGAUUUCCUCUGCAGUGUGAGAAGGUUUGACCCCAUCACCAGAAUCUGGGCUCAGGUGCACUCCAUGCACUAUUGCCGGUGUGACGUGAGCGUGUGUGUGCUGGACAGUCGUAUCUAUGCAAUGGGAGGAUUUAAUGGCUUCGAACAUCUGAAUACGGUAGAGCGAUAUGAACCUGAGAAUGAUCGGUGGUGCAUGAUUGCGCCAAUGCACGGACGAAGGAGCAGCUCUAGCGCUACAGUACUGAAUGGCAAAGUGUACAUAUGUGGAGGGUAUGACAUUUUCGGGUGUUUGUUCACGGGGGAGUAUUACAGUCCUCAGACGAGAGUGUGGACCCUCAUCACCCCCAUGAUGAUCAGAAGGUGUGGACUGGGCGUGGUCGCGUAUGGAGGAUGGGUUUACGCUGUCGGGGGAAAUGAUGGUGUUAAUCACCUAAGCGAUGUAGAGGUGUAUAAUCCUCAGACCAACGUGUGGACACCAGGUCCAGCCAUGAACAACCAACGCAGCCACUUCAGCAUUGAGGUGCUGGACGAUCUCCUGUUCGUUGUUGGAGGAGAGAACAGCACUACCAUCAUAGAUGAAGUGGAGUGUUAUGAUGAGCAGACUUCUGAAUGGCAUGCAAUUGAAAACAUGGGGAUUUCUUGCCAUGCUCUGAGCUGCUGUGUGCUGUCUGGUUUACCCAACAUGGCAGAGUACGCUGCUCCCCGAGACGAUCCCUACAGAGUCCCUCAGAGCUCACGGAGCACCAGAGGCUACCUCACACCUCCUGCCAACGUCUGAGACGUACAAAUAAACCUCUCCCUUCAUCAGCAUCCUUUUGUUCUCAAGAAUCAAAUUAACCACUCUGAAGCAGUCAAACUACUGAAUUUGCCUUUUGCUUACUCUCUUAUGCUGCAAGCCGUUGUACUGAAACUCGUAAAACCACAACGUCCCUCAUGGAGACGUGCGAUAGAACAGUCCUGAGAGCUCUCACACACACACGUACACAUACCUGAGAUCACAAUGACAUGGCGGUGCUCAUGUGGUCAACGCUAAACAGAAUUCCCUUCACGUUAUUUUCUACGUGAUGAAACUCAACUUUGUUGACAUGUAGCUUUUGUGUCAUAAUUUAGGUUUGUGACGUAAUUCUGCUGAUUUUAGCCCAAAUUCACUAAUUUGAUAAAAUCACUGUAACGGAUCAUAUUUACGAACAAAGUUGAAGACAGGGGAUGACGAUUAUACAUUAUUUCUCUCUGUGCAUCACAGGAAUAAUUCAUGUAAGUCUUAUUAAUAUGUUUAUCAAACUCAAAUAUGACCUUGUCAGAGUAUCCACCAGUAUUUCUGAGCCAGAACGCCUUUAGAUCGGAACGCCGGAAAACUGGUUCUGUACUUUCAGAGCUCGAGUACAACGGAGUGCAGCAUUAAUACCAGCAGAUCCACAGCAAUAGACUCUCGGAUAAUACUAUAAACACACCAGGUUCAAUUACACUACAAUCAAACAAGAAAAAAAACAUGGAUUAGGAAAAAAGGACAUAAAAUAAUGACAAAGAGUAAAGGAAAAGGAGAGACAGAGAAGAGGGUGAGAGAGGAUGGGAGAGAGAGACUGAUAGAGAGAAAAUGUGUGUGUGUGUGUGUGAGAGGAUGGGAGAGAGAGAAUAUGCGUGUGUGUGAGAGAGAGAGAUGAUAGAGAAUGAGAGAUGAAUGAAGAUUAAACAGAAAGAAUAAAAUGCAGAAAGCAAGAGGGAAAAAAGUGAAAGACAAACAUACUACAUGAGGGAUUGACAGAAAAAGUUUGAAACAAAAACGUGAAAAGAAACGUAAAAAAUAUUGGAGAGAAAGAAAGAGCAAAAAAGGAACAAUAAAAAUAAUAAAUACGAAAGAGAAAGAAAUCAUAGUAGAGGAAUAAAAAAAGGUAGGACACAAUUGCUAAAAAGCAGGAGAAACCGUGGAAAAGAAGAGGAAGAGAGACAGAUAAAGAAAAAAAGAAAGAGAGGAAGGAGAAAAGCGUGAGAGAGGGAUGAAAGAAAUGAAGCGAGAUUAACGUUUCACCUUGAAGAAGAUAGUUUUGUCAGCGAUGUACUUUAACAUCCCCUGUGUGAGCGGUGGCCUGAUCACUACGGCAACACAACCCUGGCUCGGGUUCAUCGGCUGGGUGGAGUCGUCCACGCCCACCUGUUCUUCUGUCACCAGUGGCGACGGACUGCA